UCUCUUUAGUCUUUACUGUUUCAUGUAAAUAAAAAAAAAAGUUUCUGUAUCCGAAAUUCUCUGAAAGGAAAAUCUUAAUAAGUUUAAAUUUUUAAAUUUAAAUUGUUAAACUAAUUAUAAUUUCAGUAAUUUAGUUUCUUUGUUUAUUGCAAUGGCGUUAAAUUUAAAAGUAAAAGUGCACCCUGUUGUGUUAUUUCAAAUUGUGGAUGCGUAUGAGCGUAGAAAUAUUGAUGCUCAUAGAGUAAUUGGAACAUUGAUGGGUACUGUUGACAAAGGUGUAGUUGAAGUGACUAAUUCUUUUGGAGUCCCUCAUAAAGAAUAUGAAGACACUGUGGAGGCUGAUAUUGUAUAUGCAGCAGAUAUGUUCAAAAUGAAUCAAAAAGUCAACAGAUCUGAACAAAUUGUUGGAUGGUGGGCUACAGGUAACGAAGUAACUACACAUUCAUCAACUAUACAUGAAUACUACUUGAUGGAAUGUAACAAUCCAGUACACAUCACUUUGGAUACAACAUUAAAAAACGAUAAUAUGGGUUUAAAAGCAUACAUUAGUACACAAAUUGGUGUUCCUGGAGGCAAAACUGGAAAUAUGUUCAUUAAUGUACCAAUUGAAGUUACAUGUUAUCAACCUGAAACAGUUGGAUUAAGCUUGUGCCAGAAAACUGUAGCCGUCGGACAAAAAUGUCAAGAACCAAUUGCUGAGCUGAUACAAAUAGAAGAGGCAUCAUCAAAAAUCUCUGACCUUUUGGAGGUAGUUUUAUCUUACAUUGAUAAGGUAUUAGCAUCAAGUGACUGUAAUGCAGCUGACAACAGUCAUAUUGGUCGUAUAUUACUUGACCUUAUGCACAGUGUACCUCAUGUGACACCUGAACGAUUUGAAGAAAUGUUUAAUUCCAAUGUUAAGGAUUUGUUGAUGGUUAUUACUUUAUCUCAAUUGACCAAGACCCAAUUAGAACUCAACGAAAAACUCACAUUACUCAGUUUGUCAUAAAUAUAUUAAGUAUAUUACCAUAACAGACCGAAACAAAAAAAAAUUUAUAAUCUUUAAUCAUCCAUAAGUUAAUUGAUUUAUGCUGUAGGAAUUUAAUAAAGGUUUUAAGUAUAUAAUAUUAA
Messenger RNA from Rhopalosiphum maidis (corn leaf aphid), 1110 nucleotides. It is a transcript of the gene eIF3f1, whose product is annotated as eukaryotic translation initiation factor 3 subunit F-1. Gene Ontology annotation, cellular component: eukaryotic translation initiation factor 3 complex, eIF3m. NCBI's taxonomy places the organism in Eukaryota, Metazoa, Arthropoda, Insecta, Hemiptera, Aphididae. Gene Ontology annotation, biological process: translational initiation. The record is from RefSeq and is a predicted model, not a curated record. The coding region runs from base 152 to 988 and encodes 278 amino acids. Gene Ontology annotation, molecular function: metallopeptidase activity; translation initiation factor activity; translation initiation factor binding. The transcript is spliced from 6 exons.